AUGCAGGAAAAACUAACAUCCCUGUCUGACAUUCUCCGAGCCAAGUCCACCCUCCUGGAAGCUAAACUAGCACAGAAGCAUGUUUUGGAGGUCGGGGAUCAGGCGAGCCAGCUGCAGCAGUUUGUUACUUUGGAGUUUGCGAAGAUGCACCAGGUCCUCAUGAGGGUGGAGAAGCGACUGAUUUUAGAACUGAAGGAGAAUGUGGAGAUGAUCUCGGACAAGCUGCAGAGAAACCUGCAGGACAUCCAGCAGAAUCUAAAUGACAUCCAGGAAAAGCUGUCGAGAUCACAAUCCCAGCUGGACCAGGAGGAUACCAUUGCCUUUUUAAUGGAUCAAGCUGAACAACACAUGAGCGAGGACUCAGGCCAGCUUCUCCUGGCCACUGACUGCUUGCCGAUGGGAAUAUUCCGAGGACCUCUGCAAUACAGUGCCUGGAAGGAAAUGGCAGAGAGCAUCAGUCCAGUUCCGGCUUCAGUGACCCUGAAUCCUGAGACAGCUCACUCCUGGCUCCUCAUUUCAGAAGACCUGACCACUGUCAGAUACGCAAACCGGCAGCAGGAGCUCCCCGACACCCCGGAGAGGUUCAACCCAUCUCUCUGCGUGCUGGCCUCCCAAGGAUUCGUGUCGGGGCGGCAUUACUGGGAGGUGGCCGUGGGAGAGAGCUCCGAGUGGGACGUGGGAGUGGUGAAGGAGUCCAUCAACAGGAAAGGGGAUAUCACGGCCAUCCCGCAGGCCGGCUAUUGGAUCGUCUGGCUGAGGAACGGCAACGAUUACAAGGCCGGCUCAGUGCCUCGCACCCCCCUGAGACCCAACGCCAGGCCCCGCAAAAUCGGCGUCUACCUGGACUACGAGGGUGGCCAGGUUUCCUUCUACAAUGCGGACGACAUGUCCCACUUGCACACUUUCACUGACCUGUUCACCGAGAAACUUUACCCUUUCUUCAGCCCCUGCCUGAGCGGGCACGGGGAGCGCUCCGAGCCGCUGAAAAUCUGCCAGUCCAGAUUUCAUUAAAGGCUGAAGCGCUGAGUCCUGGUGGUUCCCGAUUUAUUACUGACCUUCCCUCCCUCAAUCUUUCUCUCCCCACAGCUCAGGCAUGGACCCGUUUUGGGGUGAAAUCUAGCACAGGGCAUGGGAAUGUGGCCCGUUCGGUCUGUGGUACCACCCGCCCAGUGGAGCUGGUGCCCAUACCAGGCAGCGGGUGCCCACCUGUUGGUGCUGCAUUGUCACCUGUCUCCCUCUGGCUGUGCUGCUCCUGAUGGUCUUGUCUGUUUCUCAUCGCUCACUCCUCCCUUCAUCUGCUUCCACGCGCCUUUUCUGAAGCAACUUUCCUCAGUCCCUCUCUCCAAGGGCGCAUGGUUUAACAUGGGCUGCAGCCAAAGUCACCUCCGCCUGAUUUACACGUUAGCCCUCUAACCCCUUUGGCAUAUGCUAUUGGUAUUAGUUCCAACCGAUAUAACCCACAAGGCCUACUCUGGUGAUUCUUUGAUUCCUAAUUCCUUAAAAUCCCCGUCUUCCUGUUCAGAAAGCCAGCUCUUCCCAGUAUUCUCCUGGCUUCUCUUAACCCAGCAGCAUUCUCGCUCAGCCCGUCUUCUCAGUCCGACUGCUUGUGUUCAGAAACAGAAAACUGCUCCCUUUUUUUCCUGUCUGUCAAAGUUUAAAACCUGGUUCUCAACUUUCCAUAGGUACUGGCCUGUGCCUCCUUCCCCGUGACAAUGAAAUCAAUGGACCAAGCAGAGUUUGGGGGUAAUCAGCAAAUUUUCAAGACAUGUUUUCCCUCCAGUUAAGGGGAACAUUUUAAAACCUAAGCACUUAUAAAGUCUUAACAUUUCUCCCACUCCCUCAUCCCCUAAGCAUUAGCAAAAUACAUUAUUGUUGUGUUGAUUUUUCU
Molecule: messenger RNA, 1888 nt
Organism: Chiloscyllium plagiosum (whitespotted bambooshark)
Lineage: Eukaryota; Metazoa; Chordata; Chondrichthyes; Orectolobiformes; Hemiscylliidae
Source: RefSeq, a predicted model, not a curated record